This is a messenger RNA of Topomyia yanbarensis, 3883 nucleotides long. RefSeq names its product tyrosine-protein kinase Dnt-like. The coding region runs from base 612 to 2249 and encodes 545 amino acids. The transcript is spliced from 6 exons. Gene Ontology annotation, molecular function: ATP binding; protein kinase activity. Lineage: Eukaryota; Metazoa; Arthropoda; Insecta; Diptera; Culicidae. Gene Ontology annotation, biological process: axonogenesis; cell surface receptor protein tyrosine kinase signaling pathway; positive regulation of kinase activity. The record is from RefSeq and is a predicted model, not a curated record. Gene Ontology annotation, cellular component: signaling receptor complex.
UGGUACGGUUCGGGUGUACUUUUUACCUGAGGAUAGCGUUUCGCUCGUGUUUGUUGAUCGUGUUUUCAGUCGUGUUCGGAGUUAAGGUGACAUUCGAUAAGUUAAAUCAACGGUAUCAGAGUUAUGAGAACAACCUGCCAUAUCAGUAUUGCAGUUGAUUGCCCGUUUUAAGAUAAAAAAUAAUUCAAUAAAUGUUUAUGUUUCCGAUCGCUGAUCGCAGCGAGUGAGUGAGAAGGCAAAGGAAAGAGAUCGGUGUAUUUAACGGAGUUCGUUUCGUGCUCAAGUGUCAAAAUAGCAACUUCAAACAUGUGCGAUGAAUUAGUGUAAACGUGUGAAAGCCGGUGUAAAUAUUUUGAUUAUUGAUGGUUGAUAACAGUGCGAAUCAAGUGUGAUUAACCGGCGGUUCCUCGCCUGCCAAGUGCAGUGCUCGAGCGCGUGUGUGUGUCUAUGCGAUUGCAGGGAAAAAGAACCGCAAUCAGCUGGGAAUUAUAUCGUUUGCCUCGAGAACCCCUCGAAGUGAGGAUUUCAGCGAGUAACGAUUAUAUUUAAAAAUAAAACCCGGAACGCCAAGAGAGAAGAAAAGAGUUGAACGAGUAACUACGAACGUCAAAAUGACGAAUUUAUGUGUUUACAUUGGAUUAUUCCUGGUGUUAGCGGCCGGCGGCAGUGCACAUCUGAAUCUGUAUCUGAAUCAGCUCGAAGUCAUGCGAUUACUCGGACUUUCUGCGGAACUUUACUACGUUCGUGAAGGCCAAGUCAACGAGUAUGCGCUACACUUCACAGUCCCGGUGCCAGCGAAUGUCCAGGACAUUUCCUUCACCUGGCAAAGUUUGGCGGGGAAACCGCUUCCCUACAAAAUCAACAUCGUCACCUCAGAUCCGAUGGUCCUUCCAAAACCAUCGAUGAACAUCUCCCGGAUGGGUGAAAUUCCCACACAAAUUGAAACAUUCGCCAUCGCUUUGAAAUGCGCCGGUCGCGAUCCGGCAGAAGUCGAGGUUACGAUCACCAUCGAGGUCACACUGAACCGGGUCACGGGAAACGCUACAGAACUGGUCUUCCGGAGGAAAAAAAUAUGCAUCAACAAUGAUCAUCCCGAAGCCAACCAACCGGAUCCUUAUCUGCUGGAAACAGUCACUCACACUCCGAAUGGUUUGAUCACCCUCAUAGUCGGUGGUAUUCUGGCGAUCGUCCUGGUAACGAUCCUUAUAUCGAUCGCAUACUGUGCCCGCGGUUCUAUGAAACGCAAACCACACCACGCGCAACCCAUCCGAACCUCAAGUUUCCAACGCCUACAAACCCAUCCCCCAUCCGCACCCUCCUCGAUAGUAUCUCCGCCGUCGAUUGCCCCAACCAUUGCCACUCUGUCCAGAAGCAAAAUCUACGCCAACGCUGAACCGGAGGAACUUCAACGACGCAUAUCCGAGUUGACAGUUCAACGCUGUCGCGUACGAUUGUCCUCCCUGCUCCAAGAAGGCACCUUCGGCCGUGUCUACCGUGGUUCCUACAACGACAGCCAGGAAGUGUUGGUCAAAACUGUCGGCCAGCAUGCUUCCCAAAUCCAGGUUUCGCUGCUACUUCAAGAAGGAAUGAGCCUUUACGGUGCGCAACACCCGGGAAUCCUAUCCGUGCUGGGCGUGUCGAUCGAAGAUCACACCGCACCGUUCCUUCUAUACUUGGCACCUGAAAAUAUGAGAAAUUUGAAGAUUUUCCUGCAGGAGCCAGUAGCCAGGACAUUGACCACGAUUCAGAUAGUUAAGAUCCAACUUCAGCUAGCACAAGCAUUGGGACACCUGCACAGUCACGGAGUAAUCCACAAGGAUAUUGCAGCUCGGAACUGUGUAAUUGAUGAUCAACUUCGAGUCAAGCUGGCGGAUAACUCUCUAUCGCGGGACCUGUUCCCCGGGGAUUACUACUGCCUAGGAGAUAGCGAAAACCGACCGAUCAAAUGGCUUGCCCUGGAAGCCAUCCAGUACAAGCAGUUCAGCGAGGCAUCCGAUACGUGGGCGUUCGGAGUGCUGAUGUGGGAGCUGUGCACUCUGGCCAGACAACCUUACGCUGAGGUUGAUCCUUUCGAGAUGGAACACUACCUCCGCGAGAACUACCGGUUGUCGCAGCCGAUCAACUGCCCAGAUGAAUUAUUCGCCAUCAUGGCCUACUGCUGGACGAUGCUACCGAUGGAGCGGCCAUCGUUCGAACAGUUGCAGGUCUGCCUGCAGGACUUCUACGCACAGAUAACACGGUAUGUCUAGGGUUUAGCGAACGCCGCCAACGGUGCGGUAGUUCCAUUCGUCAAGGGCCCUGACCCGAAACAACCCCCGAACCCAACACAGUCGCAGCAACAGCAGCAGCAACAAAGGUUCUACAUGUUUCCUACGCCACGGGCGCUUUCCCUUAGCUUUAGCUUUAGAGUGAAGAACCGGCACGGUAACGCUUCCACGUUCGGGGGUCGCAGCGGUAAAAAUAACGCCAAGAACCACAUCAAUCACAUCUACGAGGUUCCCCCGUCGGCUCCGGUUAUAUCCACACAGACGCUUCCCACACCCGGUAGUGGAAUCUCGUGACAUAAGCCCAAGGUGGCCACCAUUAGUCGCGGUGGCCCCCUUGCCACGAUUCGUGAAUCGCGUAAAAGUCGCGAGAAAUCGUCGAAACACAAUAGACAUAGCAUACAAUCAAACAAAGAGACAAAUAAUGGAAAAGCAUUUGUUAUUCACGGUGCUAGCGGCGAUGGUAACUGAUGCUUGUAAGAUGUCGAAUGAACUCGUCAGAGAGACAAUGAUAGAAUCUCAUUUUUAUAUGCAGCUAACAAGAAACACACAUAAUUCGUGCCAAAAAUAUUGCUAAAUAAAUAACUUAGGAUAGAUUUUGUGGAUAAAGAUUAAUCAAGCAAGCAACUCCAAUCACCGUUAGACGAAGUAGAAUUUGAAUUUUAUUAAAGGAAAUAGCAUAUUGUCUACCAUCAUACUCAUUGAAACGAUUCAAAACCACCAUUUCAUAUCCAUUCCCAUGAUGGUGAGAUAUCCUAGACCUAAAAAGAAACUAGGAUUCCACUAUGUAAAAAUUGUGUUGUAAAUAUUCAUUUCACCGAGCAAAAUGAUUUUUAACUCUCAUAAUUCAACUACUUAGAAGGAAGAAGAUCCUAAAUCAUGUAUAUUUAUUAUAUUUUCCUAUUAUUCCUUCACGAAAAACAUAAAAAAUGACCGAACUUAUCCAAUAGCUACUAAUCACUACAAACAAAAGCAGAAUAUUUCUAUCGAAAACUACUCAAAAACUAAAAAAAGAAACAGAUUUAUAAAUACUACAUUAGAAGAAUAGAGACAACAAGCGCCUCCAGUUGUGCAACAACUGGCAUUCGUAGUAAGCGAAACAUUAUGCAAAGCCCCAAACAGCACUGCCGAGAUUUGUAGACUGAUCUGUUUUGAGUGGUUUGGUUGUUGUUUUCGAUCAUUCACACAAACGCUUCCUCCAGGAAAAGCACCAACCUCGAAAACCUUGAAUCGUUUGUUAUUGUUUGUCAUCCUUGUUGUAAAUAGUGUGUACAGAGUUUGUUUCCUAGAGAUCGAUUGGUUGAUCGAUUCAGUUCCAGCCAAGUCAAAUUACACUUUGAUAAGCAACAAUUAUAGAAUUGUGAAAUUGUGGUCUUGAUGCUUUGUUAACAAAAGUCCGAUACGUUUUGGAAAAUGUUUGAAUGAAAUGAAGUUGAGAAACUAAAAAAUACGCAUUUUAGUGGAAUGACUACAAACAGAAGAUUCAUAACUAAAUUUGAAACGGAUGAAAAGGCAAAUUAAUAAAAAAGAUAAGAAACAUGUUGACAUAUUUGUAGGGACUUAUACAAGAAAGUGUAAUAACAGAACUAAUCAAUUACGUAAUAAAAAUGUAUAUUUUA